This is a messenger RNA of Zeugodacus cucurbitae (melon fly), 4816 nucleotides long. It is a transcript of the gene opa, whose product is annotated as pair-rule protein odd-paired. NCBI's taxonomy places the organism in Eukaryota, Metazoa, Arthropoda, Insecta, Diptera, Tephritidae. Gene Ontology annotation, cellular component: nucleus. The coding region runs from base 862 to 2856 and encodes 664 amino acids. The record is from RefSeq and is a predicted model, not a curated record. Gene Ontology annotation, molecular function: RNA polymerase II cis-regulatory region sequence-specific DNA binding; DNA-binding transcription factor activity, RNA polymerase II-specific. Gene Ontology annotation, biological process: regulation of transcription by RNA polymerase II; central nervous system development. The transcript has 3 exons.
AAACACAGGCGUAGUACGUAGCAUGUAGUAUUGUUUUUGUUUCGUAUUUUUGUUGCUUCUUUCGUUCUACAUACACCAACGGUGACUGCUUGCCUGCCUGCCUUCUAGCCAGCGCAUGCACGUAGGCCGAAGGAGUCAAACCAACCACUGUGCACCCCGCAUUCGCACAGCGUCGACCACGACGACAACACACACGACACGAUACCACUCGUAAAGGUACGGUCGGCCGCAUGCUAGCAACUGUAUGCAGUGGCAUAGGCAAUUCCCAAUUGUACAGAUCACAAACGGAAACGAACGCAAACGCAGUUAGAAAUUAUUCGUGCGCAGAGCUAAUAGACGGAUCAGCGGCUAGUAAUACGGAGCGCUGUUUAUGACGGUGCCGCGUACGUGAAUAUUAUAUUUAGUUAUUUUAAUAAAGUGAGAAUUUGUUUUGAAAAAUAUUACAAAGUUAUCAUACAAUACUGAAAUCAAUUAGAAAUCAAUGUGAAAAGCUAUAUAUUUCAUCAUAUACAAAAUAACAAAAAUGCGACGGUAAACGAACGCAGUGAUUUUUAGUGAAGAAAAAUAUGUGAACAAAAUUUUAAUUGAAAAAAAAAAUUAAAAAUAAAAAACGAAUUUAAAAAAUAUAUUAAAACAGUUAUUCUGCAUUUAUUAAGUGUUUUUGUGUUUAACCUUAUAAGUGCUAGAGUGUACAAAUAUCAAAUAAACUAAAAAUAAACAAGCUCAGCGAACUGGUUUAAACCAAUCGACAACAGUUUGAGUGGCACUUGUUUUCAUACAACAAAACGUCCACAAGUAGUGACGAAUUUAUAAACUGAACUUUCGCGUCUGCAUUUCCAAUUUUUUUAAACAGCCUUCAAAAUGAUGAUGAACGCUUUCAUCGAUCCCACACCCUCCCAGCAUCAUCUGGCUUCCUAUGGGUUACGCAUGUCACCGACUACACCUACCAAUCAAUCAGACUUAUUGGGUGGCAGCGCACAACAACAACAUGCACAGCAACAACAGCAGCAGCAACAACAAGUGCAACAGCAGCAACAACAAGCGCAACAGCAACAAGCACAACAACAACAGUCACAACAAUUGGACACCAGCGGUCUGAUGUCGUCAGCAAUGUCACUUGGCACCAGCGUCAGCGAUAUGUCCUCACCCGUAAGUGCAUCGGCCGCAAGCGCUGCUGCUUAUCAGAAUAGCGGUUACAGCCACUUCAAUACACAACUCGGUUCGGCAUAUUCAACACCGCGUGAUUUUCUGCUUGGCCGUCGCACAGACAAUGAUUACAUGUCCGGCGCCGCAACAUCGCAAGUGUUAGGCCAAAGUGCCGCCGCAACGGCUGCCACCGCCGACUCAAUGCUGUUCCCAUCAUUUCCCGCCACACAUGCACAACAUCCCGAUUUGACCACAUCCUUUGGCAAUCACCCCUUCCAUGCGGCGGCACAUCAUCAUGCCGCAGCAGCGCAUCAUCACCAACAUCAGAUGCGCAUGGGCAUGGCCGACUAUGCGCAUCCAUAUGCACAUCAUGCACAACAUCACACGAAUUUUCCGUCGGUACAUCAUCAUCAACAUCCCGCCAUGUCCAUGCAUCCAGCCGGUGCGGGCGCAUUUCUACGCUAUAUGCGCCAUCAGCCGUCCGCGGCGUCGGCCAUUAAGCAGGAGAUGCAAUGUCUUUGGGUGGAUCCCGAUCAGCCGGGCGGUCCGAAUGGACGCAAGACAUGCAACAAGAUCUUUCACACAAUGCACGAUAUUGUCACACAUCUAACUGUGGAGCAUGUCGGCGGACCGGAGUGCACAACACAUGCCUGCUACUGGAUUGGUUGCUCGCGCAACGGUCGCCCCUUCAAGGCCAAAUACAAGUUGGUCAAUCAUAUACGCGUACACACGGGCGAAAAACCGUUUGCCUGCCCGCAUCCCGGUUGCGGUAAAGUGUUUGCACGCAGCGAGAAUCUCAAAAUACACAAGCGGACACAUACCGGCGAAAAACCCUUCAAAUGUGAACACGAGGGCUGUGAUCGUCGCUUUGCCAACUCUUCGGAUCGCAAGAAGCACUCGCAUGUGCACACAUCGGACAAACCCUACAAUUGUCGCAUCAAUGGCUGUGAUAAAUCUUAUACUCAUCCCUCAUCGCUCCGUAAACACAUGAAGGUGCAUGGCAAUAUCGAUGAGAAGUCUCCGUCACAUGGCUAUGAUAGCGACGGCGAUGAGUCCUCCUCCUCCAGCAUUGUGACUGGCGGCGCGCAAACACCACCAUCCGCCCGUUUGAAUGUCGACAAUAACAGUGGCAUCGGCAACAAGUCCUCACCGCACUCUAUCAAAUCGGAACCGAGUAAUCAUAGUAUUGGUGGCAUGCAUGGCGUCAUACAUUUGGGUGCCUCGAGCGGUGGCAGCAGCUCAACCAGCAGUUCACAUUUACAUCACACACAUGCGCUUCACAGCUCCAGCGGCGGUGCUGGCAAUGGCAGCAGUAGUGGUGGUGCAAACAACAAUAAUAACAAUAACAAUCACUCAGCCAAAUCACCAGCGCUACAAUUGAUGGCAUCCUCAGCAGCGGCAGCAUACUUGGCACCACCACUCGGACCACCACCCUCACUGACAGCAGCGGCAACACACCAUCAUCAUCAUCAUGCGCAGCAAGCGGCUUCGCCAGGCAGCAGUAAUGCGGCAGCCGCUUCAAUGCUUGUCACCGGUCAUCAUAAUCAUCAUCUGCUAUAUCAUCCGGCGGCGCAACAUCAUCCGCCAAGCGAUUGGUAUCACACAGCAACACCGCCGGCAGCCGCUGAAGCAAUGAAUCCGCUAAAUCAUUUCGGUCAUCAUCAUCAUCAUCACCAUCUGAUGCAUCCGGGUGCGGCAACUGCCUAUUGAAACUGGUGAGCCGUUCAAGAGAGAGGGUGAGCGUAAGCGUUUAGCAAGUUAAAGGCGAGAAGCACUUGUUUUGUGUAGCCUGUCGUUAUGUUAUUGGGCAGUGAUUGCGACUAUUGACAAACAUGCUGUUAUGCGCCGACCUAUGUGGUAAUCGUAGUGCGUGUAAUCACUUGAAGUAAUAACCAAAAGGAUUAAGGCAACAACUUCUACAAACACACACGAACAUACUUUCUUACAGCAGUUGUAGGUGCGUUCAGUAAAAUUCGAUCAGGUUUUAAUAUCUAUCAUCGUAAUCGUAUUGUUUACCAUUUCUUAAGGUAUAAUUGUCGGAGCACAAUAUUUUAGCGGGCAAACUUAGUGCUGCCAUAAUUUUGUAAAUAUUUUUGUGGUUGAUUUUGUGCUCAAAUUCACAUCAAAUCUUUUCCACCUGCACUCUUGGUGUUACAAACAGCUCUUUUAGCGAAUGAAUACAUACAUCAAUUUUUUCUGUACAAAAAUAUAGAUAACAUACAAAACUUCUCACCGCCGCUGUAGCGUGGAUGGGGAAAUUCCUCUAAAAUACGUAAGAAAUAAAUUUCUGCCUUAAAAUGUACUUUCUACGCCGCUUCAAAAGUAAAUAAAAGCAAAUUGUGGAUUAUCUGGCAAUAUACCACUAGUAAAAAAAAUGUGCAUACAUAUACACAAAAACAAAUAAAUAAAUAUAAAAUACACUAAAAAAUCAAUAUGUACAUACUAAUAUAAUAUAAAACUACGUAACUAAAAACCAAAUGGUGCCUGCUGCUUCCAAUGACAAACACAAACAUAUGCUUUUUUUUAUUUAAAAAUAUUAAAAAAAAAAAUAAAAAUGUUCUUUUCAUAAUUAAUAAAUAAAUAAUUUGUAUAGCAGUACUCUGCGCUACCCUCAACGCCUAUCAAAACACAAAAUGCAGUACAAGUGCAUGCACUUAGCCCAAAUAAAUACACGUAUACCUUUUUGCAUGUUUAGCUGGUGAUUCUUUAACUUAGUACUUAGUUUUCGACUCAUUACCUCCACAACAACAAAGCUAUAAAAUUAAUAAGAAAAAACAAUCAAUAAAAAGCAUAAUAUUAAAUAUAAUUGUAUGUAAAAUUAAUUAAGAAAUAAUUUCCAAAAAUUGUUGUAAUGUUGUAAAUAAUUUUAUAUGUAUAUGUAUGCAGACGCAAAUGUAAAAAAAAAACUAAAAUAAAGAAAUUAAUUUAAAAUAUAUUAAGGCAAAUGUAAAGAAAAAAUUGUCACAUAAAAAUGUUAAAAUAUGAUAUUUACUUAAAAUUCAAAUUAUUGUAAGUAAUGUGCAAAAUAAUUAUAUACAAUUUUUAAUUAAUAAUUUUAAUUUUUAAAUGGCUUUGAUUUGAUUUUUUUUUUUCUAUAUUAUUUUUAUUUCAUGAAUUAAAAAAGUGUUUAAUUUGAUUUUAUUUACGCAUUCGUUUAAGUGUCACAUAUAAGCAAACUAGUUAAUAAUAUAUUGUAUUUUGUGUAUAAAUUAAAUUAUUUUAAAUUGUUUAUAGUAUUUACAGUAUUUACGCUGUUUAACCACGCAUUUCUACACACGUAAUCAAAUAUACAUGCUCAUUUACUCAAAAAUACUUUCACACACACAUACAUAAACACAUAUAAAUAUAAAUAAAUAGUAAAUUUAAACACAGUCAACAUGUUAUACUUAUUUAACAAGCUACACAUCUGCAAACACGCUAAAAUAUACAUACAUAUAUGCAUAUAUACUCAUACUAACAAGUAAAAAAUACAAAUAUAUAUAUACACAAAUAGAGAAAAGCAUAGUAGAAUGAAUGAGAGAAGUGUAAACACAUUAAAUAUAAUAUGUGAAAUGCAAAAAACAAAAACUAAAAAUAAAUUAAUAAAAAUAAAAAAAAAUAAAAUAUGUUAGCUAUGAAUAAUUCUUGAAAAAUUAGAAAUUCAUUGAAUAAAUAAAUUAUUAAUUCCAAA